Messenger RNA from Pochonia chlamydosporia 170, 552 nucleotides. RefSeq lists its product as hypothetical. Lineage: Eukaryota; Fungi; Ascomycota; Sordariomycetes; Hypocreales; Clavicipitaceae. The transcript has a single exon. The record is from RefSeq and is a predicted model, not a curated record. The coding region runs from base 1 to 552 and encodes 183 amino acids.
AUGCCUCCUUUACACGGUGAUCCUAACUCUGAUUCGACGCCUCUGCCUAUAUUGAACGAUGCUAUCAUGGGCAAUAUUCGCGAUCCUCUCCAAAGACUACACAAACAAGAAUUGCCUCCAUGGUAUCAAGAUAUAGAAGAAGCUAUUGUGAAACUUGUUCAGCUAGGCACCAAGAUUUCUAGACACUCGGAAGCUGUUGAAGCUCGGCGAAAACUAAAGGCCAUAGCGGACGCUACCCCUCCUCUCGAUUCCGUGCGUUCGGUCAUCAACACUCAGCUUAUUCGAAAUACCCGAGAUUGCGUUGGUUUACGCCUAGAUUGUGGGCACUUGAGCCUCUUCCUUGCUUCGGUAGACGGGUGGUUGAGAUCUUGCGAGGAAUUUAUUCUCAAACAACCCAGCAUACGCACCUCAAGCAAUAUCUCUGCCUUUGAGGAUGCCUAUCAAGAGCUGAUUGCAGCGGCAGCACCGCAUACCGCUAGUGAAUCCUACGUCCCAGACGAUCUCUUGGGCUUGUUUGAUAACUUAGGGCUAAUAAAGGGUCAUGGUUCUUAG